Molecule: messenger RNA, 4097 nt
Organism: Amphibalanus amphitrite
Lineage: Eukaryota; Metazoa; Arthropoda; Thecostraca; Balanomorpha; Balanidae
Exons: 18
Coding region: 145-4047 (1300 amino acids)
Biological process (GO): microtubule-based movement
Cellular component (GO): kinesin complex; microtubule
Molecular function (GO): ATP binding; microtubule binding; ATP hydrolysis activity
Source: RefSeq, a predicted model, not a curated record
UUUUAGAGUGAUGAAAAUACUGACCAAUCACUGGCAAACAUGACUGAGAAUAAGUUGUGAUAUCUCAAAUCAAUGUGACAUUGUGGAUUAAUUCAAGGAGCUCUCUGUUGUUUGGCUCUCUGUUGUGACUGGAAUCAGCUGAAGAUGGAUUUUGAAAGGAAACAAAGUUAUUUGGAAAUACCAAUACAAGUUGGUGUAAGGCUGCGGCCCGUGCUGGACACGGAUGACCCGCCGUCGGACGAGCGGGUCGAGCUGCUGGCCACCGGCCAGGUCACCGUCGAGGGCCACCUGUUCGAGCCCACCUUCUGCCUGCCAGCCUCGGUGGGCCAGCAGGAGCUGUACGCGGCGGCCGUCGAGCCGCAGGUCGAGAUGCUGCUCCAGGGCUACAAUGUAGCCGUGGUGACGUUCGGCCAGACGGGCUCCGGGAAGACGUUCACGCUGGUCGGACCGGACGCCACGUUCGCCAUGAGCGAGGCCGAGUUUGGCGUGCUGCCCAGAGCCGUGCGCCACGUGUUCGCGGCGCUCAAGCAAAGUUCACAUGAGGUGGCCGAGCACGCGUUCACAGUGCGGGCCAGCUACCUGGAGGUGGGUGAGGAGGAGAUCCGCGACCUGCUCAACUACGAGCCCGUCAGCUACCACCUGGACGUGCAGUACGACGAGGAGGGCUCCCCGGUGGUGCCGGGUCUCACCCGGUUGGAGUGCUCCUCCGUCUCCGAGGUACUGCACUGCCUCGAGGCUGGCUCGUCCAUGCGACAGGCGGGCUCUACGGCGGCCAGUGAUCAGCAGGCGCACACGGUGUUCACGGUGCAAGUUCAGCAGGAGUGGGCCGACGGUGUGCUACUGCACGAGACCUCUUCGUCAAUGUACUUUGUGGAGCUGUCCGGUUCGGAGCUACAGCCGGCGCCCGACGACCCGGACGACUUCACCAUUAAUGCCGGCCUGCUGGCACUGCGUCACGUGGUGGAGGCGCUGGCCCGCCGCCGGCCGUCCGUGCCCUACCACCUGGCCCCGCUGCCCGCGCUGCUCAAGGACGUGAUCGGCGGCAACUGCCGCACGCUGGUGCUCUGCUGUCUGUCGCCGGCCGACACGGACGAGUCUCUGAACUCGCUGCAGUACGUACGUCUGCUGCCGGCCGUCAUCAACCUGGUGACGUGUGGCGCCGUGCAGCGGCCGCUGCCUCCGUCCUCUGAUCCGCCGCCGGCCGAGCAGGCGGGCCCGGCGCGCCAGGUGCACCCGGUCCACCCUCUGAGACACCCGCUGCAGGCGGCCUCCCCGCGGCCCGACGGCAAACCACCGCCGGCCGGCUGGGCGCAGGGCGGGUACAGCGCCGCGCCCGGGUACGGGCCGGAGCUGGACGCGCCGCCGGCGGUCGGCUGGGGCCCGGCCGGCCCCGCUGCCCCUCCGGCGGGGUACGGAGCGGGCUACGGGCCGGGGUUCGGCGGACAGAGACGGCUCAGCUCGGCGCAGCAGAGGCUCAGCGGCCAUGGAGCGGUGAUGAGCCCGGCUCAGCAGAUGGUGGGCGGACAGACCCAGCAGGUGAUGAGUCCCACCCAGCCGGCCAUGAACCAGAACCAGCACAUGAUGGCUGUGAACCAGCCGGUGGUGAACCACAGCCCGGCGCUGAUCAACGCGAACCAGCAGAUCAUGAACCAGAACCAGGCGCUGAUGACACACAGCCAGCAGGAGCAGAUGAUGCUGAACCAAAAUCAGCAGCUGCUCAGCCCGAACCAGAUGGGGCUGAACCAAACCAUGAACCAGAACCACCAGAUGAACCUGAACCAGAUGAACCAGCCGCUGUCUCCGCUGAACCAGCCGCUGAUGAACCAGAGUCACGCUCACAGUCAGAGUCUGGCGGUGCAGCAGUCGCUGAACCCGUCGCUCAGCCAGUCGUUCCCGGCCCUGGCCCACCCGCUGUCUGCCGCCACCCCCGGCCACCUGCUCAGUCAGACGGUGCCGUCGUUCGGCUCCCACCAGAACCUAUCUCUGAGCCAGCCGCCGCGGCCGGCCGGCGGCGGGCACCUCAGCCACCAGUCGGCGCUGGUGCACCCGUACCACCACCAGGCGUCGCCGGCCGGCCGGCUGGCCGGGCUCGGCUACACGGCCAGCCCGCCGCUCACCAGUCUGACCGAGCUCAGCUGCCAGCGCGCCGCGCUGCUCCACGAGAACGCGCUGGUCGACCUCUACCAGCGGCUGCAUGUGCUCGAGAUGCACCAGCUGGCGGCGGCGCAGCAGGCGGCGCUGGCGGCCCAGGCCCCGCCGCCGAACACACGCUCCGAGCCCGAGCCCGAGAAACAGGACGACCAGCUCUUCCAGCUGGAGUUUGCCGCCGACCAGUACCGCCGUCUGGUGGCCGGCGCCGAGAGGCUGCUCCGCCAGCUGGCCGGCCGCGGCGCCGUGGACGGCGAACAGAACGGACUCAUCCAGCAGUGGAUGUGCAGGAAGCAGGAGACCGAGGAGUGUCUGCGCCAGGAGCAGGAGGCGGGCAGCGAGCUGCGCCCGCCGGACAGCGCGGAGAGCGACACGGACACGGACGCGCCGGCGGCGCAGAGGGCGCCCGCGCACGGCGCCGGCACGAACAACGUUUCUGGCGGCGCCGUGUCCCGUCUGCCGGCCUCCGAGCUGGACGGUCUGAGUGAGUCCCUGAGCUCGGCUCUCCGGCUGGGAGACAGGCCGGGAGCGCUGGACACCACACCCGCCGCUGUGAUCGGUGAGCCGGCUGAUGCGUCCACACCACACGAGGCAGCCUCUGCCGCCCGGACCGCCGCCGACCCGCCCCAGAGCAGGGUACAGCAGGUGGACGCAGCGCUGGUGGGCAAGGAGGCCCCACCCCGACCCCCCGCGGACGGCGGUCCCACCGUCCACGGCUCGGCCGAUCUCCCGGAGCGGGGAGAGGACCAGCGCCGCUCGGGCGUCUCCACGGACAGGGAGACGCAGCCGAAAGCGGCCCUCGAGCGCAGCAGGUCCUCGGGAGCCACAGUGGCGGGACACCAGGGUGGCGGCGGCGCCCGGCCACGUUCACCCUCCUCGUCCUCCGACCCCUACCAGCGGCGCCGGAGACAGGCGUGCACUGAGGAGGACCUCAGAGUUCUGCGCGAUUCGGACGGCUUGGAGGCGCUCAGGGAGCAGGUCACAGGCGGUACGGACACCACCGCUCCGUCACAGCCGGUGGAGCCGCCCGACCCGGACGCUGACUCGGAGCCGGCUAGGCCCGCGCCCGAUGACCCCGCGUCCAUCCGCCGUGAGAUCCAGCUGCUCAGGGAGUGCCGCGAGUCGCUGCACAACCAGCGGAGACGGAUCAACUCCAAACUGCACCAGGGUCGUCAACUGGACGCGGCCGAGACGCGCCGGCUACUCGAGCUCGACGAGGCCAUGCACGCCGUGGACGAGGUGCUCGAGCACAAGGCGUGUCGGCUGGCGGGCGGCGCGGCGCCAGAGGACGGCCGCCGGCUGCUGCUCAACCAGCGCCAGCUGAUGCCCCGCCUGCUGGGACUGGCCGCCGUCGAGCUGCGGCUCCUCUACUGCAGGACCUUUCAGAGACUGGUGGAUCAGCGUAUUGAUGGGCGGGAGAAGGACCUGGCCGUGGCUGAUUUGGAUGCGCAGACGGAGGAGCAGGUGCGCGGCCUGAAGCGGCUCCAGCGAAUGGUUCACGACCUGAUGCGCGAGCGCAGCCACUACCGGCGGCAGCGGGACGAGCUGCGGCGGCGGCUGCACGGUCCGCGCGGCUCGGGCCACGCGCCGCUGGCGGCCGCCGCGCCGCCCCCGCCCCCGCCGGCGGCCGCCGCCCACGGCAUGGCGCUGGACCCGGCGGCGGCGGCGGCGGCCGUACAGCCGGCACCCCUGGUUCACAGCCGGGCGCCGAGCGACGCCAGCAGCGCGCCAGAGCCGGUACUGGCGCCCACGUCUGCGCCGAACCGGCUGCGUCAGAUGCUACUGUCGGGUCUCAGCCGGCCGGCGACGUCGGCGCCCGCCGCGCGCGUCACACGACAGCGAAAUCGGAUCAUCAUUCAGUCGGCGUCGCAGUCGGCCGAGAAACGCACCAAGCGGUGACGAUCUACCGGCGUCAGGUGGGCGACCGAGGGCUGCGCGCCGGGCGGGCG